GCCGCCUGUUAUUGGUUAACUAGCGUCUACUACGGACAACAUCUGUUACCGCUAUUACUGUAGUAACGAAGUAGUUCUUAUGUUCAUUCAAUACAAUGCUCUACGAACAAUUGCUGAUUCGACAGUGUGUCGGCUGGUACCAAUUAGCGGCACGUUCCUUGCGCCACUUCGGUGUAGUGGACCGGUAUAGUAGACAGUUACCAGACAGAAAAAUACUGUGAAGUGUUUGCGUUAAUGUUCUCAUAUCAAAAGCGCAUUUCCCUACUGUCUCCAACUGUCUAUAGGCGGAAAAAAACGGAAAGCAACAUUGGCCUAUAAGGGAGCAGACGAUAAAUAGAAAAAAAAAAAAGACAAAUAUCGAGCAACCGGUACCAAUAGCCACCCGCAAAUCUGUUCAUGUUACCUAGCGUCCUAUAUUACCACAGCUUCAAAGGGUGCACACGAGACGGCAGAAGGCAGCUAAUUAGUGGUGGGAGUGAAAUAGCGAUAGAAAGAGAGAAAAAAAAAGCUUGAAAGGAGAUUGCCCGCAAAAUCUAGCUAGAUAGAGUUGACACCGAAGACACGCUAGACGUUUGAGUAGAUAUUUCAGUGUUUCAGUAUAUUGAGAUUUUUCGGUAACAAUACAAAAGUAGCUAUGUCAGCGGAACACGAUAGAGGUUAAACACAUUUUUACCUACUUACUAAGCAAGCUUGUGAAUGAUAGAAAAAUAAAGGUCGAACAAGAUUGACAAAACAACGCGGUUCAGUAUACGUGGCUUCCCGUUCCAUUAGUGAUAGAUCGACCGCCAUAUCGCGGAACCAUAUCUAGGAACACGGCUGAGUAGAUCAAUUGCGAAACAAAAGCACUGAUUUAGUUGAAAGAAAGUUUUCAUCUACAAACUACUAACGCAAACGAGGCAACACAUGUGGUCUUCCUCUUUAGGCGUGUUAAUGAAUUUGUUUGUAUUCGGUUUCUAGAAAGCAACGGGUCGGGAUAUUACUUUUGGGCUGUGCGUACAAACGUGCGUCUACUUCUGUGUAAUGUUAUGUGCCUGUGCGUGCUCGUGCUUGGAGGCGGCUGAAUUCGCUGACAAGCCGUUACUAACAAUUGAACAAUGAUCGACUGCUGUUGUCCAUCUGCUCAAAUUGACUACGUAGCGAAUGAAGACGGGCUAUUGUAGGUGACGACAAUAAGAAAUAUAAGUUAACUGCUUGCUUAGUACCUCUCCGAAGGCUAUAACGACGAUAACAACGUGAAGUUUUGCUGUGGUCAGAGGAGCUUGCUACUGAUAUUAAGAAAGCAACGAGGUACGCCAUUCCUGCUAGCAACAUGUCACACCGACCGCUGACUAGCGGUCUUACGGAUGAGUUUUCCAAUUCAACAAAAUUCCGAGUGUGCUGGCGAUUUGGCGCUUGUGUUCGACAGCUGAUGAUCGUCGAAGUCCAUCAGGUUUGCACUGAGCACAGAAAUUCAUAUGAAGCUACAAAAUGGAGCUCAACGGCCACAUCGAUGAUACGAUCAUGCUUACGGCGGCUGCGUAGCGGCGCAGACACUUCCAGCCAGGUCAACCCAACCACUGCCUUCGAAAGAUGACGACUACGAAGAAGAUGAGCUAUCAACUGGAUCGGAUACAAAUUGGCUUCGAUUCAUCCUGGGACUACAGCUUGAACUGUUUUUGUUUAUGUAUGCGAUGUCAUAUUCGAUGCGAUUAGUCAUCACUCAGGACUGGUUCCUUUACAAAUCAUGUUUAUCGAGGUUCAACUAUAAUGAGAGUUUGUGUCAUCAAAUUCUUGAUCGGGACAAUGAGAGUUCAGAUAAAACGGCAAUUACACGGGUUGCAAACAUGUACAAUUUGUGUCUGUUCCUUGUCCAGUUUGUUCCCGCUGGCCUUCUUUCGAUCUUUAUUUCACCUUUUGCUGAUAUCUAUGGCCUAAAGGUACCACUUAUGAUAGCCACAGCCGGAGGAUGCGUUCAGGACCUUCUAACGAUUCUGACAACCGUAACGCCAUCACUCCCAACUGUUCUAACAGCUUUGUGCGCUAUACCGAACGGUAUGACCGGCGGCCUCGUGAUUACCUGCGCCUCUGUGUAUUCACACGCCGCGAGGAACUCGGCGGAAAAUACGAAGACCGUCCGAUUCGCCGUUAUUAUCACAGCGUUGACUCUCGGCUUCCAGUUGGGAAUGUUCGUCAGUGGACAGAUCUUUGCAUUCUCGCACAAGAAACACGUUUCUGUAUUCAUCACCUCGGCCAUCAUUCUCGGCUCCUGCCUUGUAUACCUUUGGAUAGUGGUGCCGCUUGGUGAUGAGAUUCGCAAUGCCACACGUCACGAACUCAUCCGAGAUCUUUGUCGCGUUGACAACUUCACUGAGGGCUUUAAGGCAGUCUUCCGGCAAAGGCCAGGCAGAAAUCGUAAAAAAUUGCUCCUGCUUAUGGCUUCCAUGUGGUUCGUCCUUUUUAAUAGCGAAACUGCACGAAAUAUCAAUUAUUAUUAUACGAAAAAACGCUACAAUUGGAAUCCGACAGAUUUCUCCAACGUUACAGCGGCAUUUGGAAUAUUUCAGCUGGUUGCAACGGCUACUUGUAUCGCUGUGUUUAGUCGCGCUCUUCGCCUGUCAGAUCCCGCAUUCGCUUGUAUUGGAGUGGUAGCAUUCAUGGUGCAAAAUGCUGUGAAAGCAUUCGCGGAUAAAGAACGGCUCUAUUAUCUUGGCUAUACGUUCGGCGUGCCCGGAGGUACCGCGGCUGUCGGUAUUUCUGCGGCUGCCUCCCGUAUCAUCGGACCCUCUGAGACGACGAAAGUGUUUUCGUUCUGGACGACGUGCGAAUCUCUGGUACCGGCCAUUGGUGAUGUGAUAUCAUCUCUAUUGUUUAACGCCUUCCUGGGGGUCUUUCCGGGAUUGCCAUUCCUGCUGGGAGCUGUACUGCAAUUGAUUCCUCUGGGCGCACUAAUCUAUUGUAUUCGACAUCCAGAGAUUGAACAAGACGAGUUCGUACAUCGACGACUGACAUAAGAGCCACUGCGCUGCCGAAUUUGACUUAGUGGCAAAGGUUCCGGCCCGGAGACAGCGGACAUCGAUUACAGUGGUUUACAAACAAGGAAGUAAUAUCAAGCCCCCAAUUGAUGGUAGUAGCUGUAUCCGCCCUUUUUUUUGAUGAUGCUACUGGUGAGUAGAGGGAAAAGCUACAUCGAGGUGUUGAUUGUUUAUUAUGAUCGACUGGAUCAACGACUUCGAGAGACAUGUUGAAGUAAAGAUUCUGCGGCGAGUAGUGGUCAUCACAAACGAACUGAAGACCGGGUACGGCCUGAAUAAAUAAACCCAUUCUGGUCGUGGGUACUUUAACGUAGCAGCAACAUUAGCUGGAUGCAUCCUCUAAAUUCAUCGACAUAAAUUUCAGCACAAAAAUAACUUGGCAUUUUCUUAAUUAGGAAAGGCCAGCAGCCGCCUAGAUUACCUUGCUUUGUCCAUUAGUGUCGCGUAUUUUAUUGUGUUCGAUUAGUUUGGCAAUUAAGUUCCUGUUGAAACCCGCUAGUACUUUUUAGCGACGUUAGUUAAUAUCUAUCUCAUCUCAGUGGAUUUGUUCUGUUCUUUUCAACGAUAUAGAUAUUGCUCAUUGCGAUUGGCAUUUUAUCUGCAAAUACGGGAUAUUAUUAUUGAUUUCGAGCAAAUAUGUUCAACUCUACCGAGCUUGUAUAUGUAGAAAUUCUGUCGUGAUGGUGACGAGAAUAAAAAUGAUGAUAAACUCAACGCGACACGGCGUCAAAAGCACGAGGAGAUAAUCACCAUAGAAUCGAAAUACUAACUAUAACAAUUGAUAUAAACAAGACGAAGAACGUGAUAAAUACAUUCCCAACGGCUGGUAAGGCCUGUCUACAUAUUGUGCAUCUGAUCAAAAUCUGUGUACUCAUCAUGUGAUGUGAUACUUAUAGCAUAUGGAGACAAGUUUGAUAGAUCGAAAAGAAGCCGGUUUACUUAGAUAAAAAGGUUAAAGAAACAGCGCCCGGGUCGCUGCCCGUACAGAGCCUAUUCUAUAACGCGUUUUACUCUUAACAACGCUAUUUUCCGACCUAUUAAUAACCAAAGAAAGGCAUACAUACACUCAAUACGCAGUGAUACAAGAUAAAAAAUAUAGAUAUGUUAUUACUACAAGCUCUAUUAACUGUUGUGUGAAUGUGGCAUAUUGAUAAGCCCAUAUUUUUAUUGCAUUGUCACUAGCUUGGUAUUAGUAUAAUUCCGAGAGCCUAUUUAUACAUGUAUUCAUAAUGAAGAUGUAAAGCAGAAUUUUUCACGGUCUCUUUACAUCCUUCGAAAUGUUUUAUUUACUAAAUCGGAUAUAACUUUAUUGAAUUAUAAGCUACAUAGAUAGCUCCUGAAAGAAAAAUGCUCUUCGGUUGAUAUCAUUACUUCUAUCGUUAUUACUGAUAAUAUGCCUGUUUCCUUCAAUGUAUCUAGGAAUUCUUAUAGACGGAUAUGCCAGCACGAGCUAACAAAAAAAGAUUGCGAAUUGAUGUACUUAAUUGUUUUUUAAUAACCUAAGACAACUUUUCAAACAACUAACUGGCGAAAUACAUUAUCUACCGUACAAAUAUGCACGUGUAAUUAUCUUUAUAAUAAGUCAUAAAUACAAACGUUGCAAAUUUACUGUGAUCUCCAAUAAUUACCAUUUAAUAAUUUCCGUGCCAAUUCAGAUCGAUCCGCUGCUUAGCACCAUUUACAACCUAUUGGCUUCCAGCUUUGCUACUAAAUUUUAUAGGGAAAUAGCAUAAACUGUAAUGAAGUAAAAAAUCACUUAGUCCGAAUCAUCUACAGGCGGGGUCAAAAUGUUAACAGCACUAUCAAUCACAAUUCGAUCGCAACUAAAGAAGACGUUUACUGAUUACUACGUAAUGCGCUGCGUUGGGCUUCGUCCAAUGCAGAUGCUAAAAUCAAUAGCUGAGUUAACUAAAAGCUACAACAUUUUCGAUAAAAAUUAACAAUAAAUGUCAAUGAAAUAACUAUCUUUUUCACUGAGUCUUCCACUGAACAUUUCCAACUAUUUCGUGUCCGUUCUUUAUGCUUAUAAACAGACGAAAAAGAAGAAACGUUGUUAUGACAAAACCAAUCUACUACUACAUCGACGAGUUAUUCGCAAGAAGCGUAAAACGUCGAAAAGCUUGUACGCUUACCAACUAUUCCGCUAUAAUAGAACCCAACGAAGGUCAAAAUGUGUAUUCGGUUCGUAGUCUCAAAAAGCUGAAAACAAAAACGAUUCCCAGAACGAUUUAGUCUUCUUCUGCUAUAAUCUGCCGAACAUAUGUAUACGACUAAAGUUUCUGCCGUCGGAACCGCACUCCUUAUUCAAUAGUAACGUGUGUCUAUUUCUCAAAUCAGGACAAAAUUAUGUUACUAUACAAUAUUAUACGUACAAUAUAGCUAAAAUAAUAUAUACAUAUGAUACGUUAAUGUCUGUUAGUGAAGUUGCUCGCUGGCGGAACGUAUGCUUAUCAGGUCGAUAAUGAAUGGACGAAAAGAUGAUCGUGUGUGGGAUAAACAGAAUUUAAGUAAAUAUAAAAAAUAUAAUUAAAAAAAAAGCUUACCGCAAGUCAGUCUACCAAAUAAGUAUAUUUUAACUAACUAUUGCAUGUAUAUGGAACAGGGGCGCCCUAAUUAUUCUAACACCGUUACCUGUCAGCUAUAUUAUUUUCAGCCCUUUGAAAAUCGGGCUCAAAAAACUGUUAUCAAACGCACCAGGUUACUACAAACAAAUAAAGGGUUUAAC
This is a messenger RNA of Varroa destructor (honeybee mite), 5736 nucleotides long. Its product is annotated as putative peptidoglycan muropeptide transporter SLC46. Gene Ontology annotation, cellular component: membrane. Gene Ontology annotation, molecular function: transmembrane transporter activity. Lineage: Eukaryota; Metazoa; Arthropoda; Arachnida; Mesostigmata; Varroidae. The record is from RefSeq and is a predicted model, not a curated record. Gene Ontology annotation, biological process: transmembrane transport.